This is a messenger RNA of Eurytemora carolleeae, 965 nucleotides long. RefSeq names its product beta-1,4-N-acetylgalactosaminyltransferase bre-4. The record is from RefSeq and is a predicted model, not a curated record. Gene Ontology annotation, molecular function: N-acetyl-beta-glucosaminyl-derivative 4-beta-N-acetylgalactosaminyltransferase activity. Gene Ontology annotation, biological process: carbohydrate metabolic process; glycosphingolipid biosynthetic process. The transcript has 10 exons. Lineage: Eukaryota; Metazoa; Arthropoda; Copepoda; Calanoida; Temoridae. The annotation marks the transcript as partial.
CUGUUAAUUGUUUCGUUUGUUUUCAGAAGGGUUUCGGUUAUGAAUGAUGAUCUUGAGAAUAUGAGAAGAAAAUCUUGAUCCCAUGGGGGGCAGAAACUAUUUGACGGUUCGUGUACUGGUUCUGAUUGUAAGCUGCCUUGUUGUACUUGAGUACAUCUCGCUCCUGCAAAGUGCUGAGAAUGCUGAUAAACAGAAACCCAGUGUAUUUAAUAUGCUGGGGGAAGGAGGGGUGGCAGCAACAGGCUGGCAUAGACAUAUUCUACAGAGCUUGCCAUCUGAUCUGUACCGAAGUGAGUUGAUACCAAGAAAUCAAAAUGAAUCUGUGAUAACGAAACCAACAAGCCGUACUAUACAUCCAAACUCAACCCUAUCAGAUUGUCCAAUGAUACCACCAAACCUUCUAGGAAGGUUCCCAGUCUUAACUCAACAGGUUCCUGAUUUUUCUGAGAUGGAAAGUAUGUUCCCAGACCUGGAGUUAGGGGGCAGCUUUAAACCAGCAGACUGCAAACCGAGACAUAGGGUUGCUAUAAUAGUACCAUACAGAGAUAGGGAAGAUCAUCUCAGAGCUUUCCUUUAUAACAUUCACAGAUUUUUACAGAAACAGCAGAACGAGUAUGGUAUUUAUAUUGUAGAACAGUCCGGGAACGGUCCUUUUAAUCGGGCGAUGCUGAUGAAUGUUGGAGCUGCUGAAGCAUUGAAGCAGCAUAGUUAUCAGUGUUUUAUCUUCCACGAUGUUGAUCUUCUUCCUGAGGAUGAUAGAAACCUAUAUACCUGUCCUAUUCAACCUAGGCACAUGUCUGUAUCUGUAGACAGCUUUAUGUACAGACUUCCGUACGAUGAUAUAUUCGGUGGAGUGUCUGCUAUGACAGUUGAUCAGUUCAGGUAUAAUCAAAACUCUUAUUUGAUAUGGAAAAAAAUCAAGAACUCUCUCCCCUGGCAGCUUGUUCAUUUUUUAUUGAAGUUUU